Messenger RNA from Racocetra persica, 2322 nucleotides. Lineage: Eukaryota; Fungi; Glomeromycota; Glomeromycetes; Diversisporales; Gigasporaceae. The record is from the annotation of a GenBank genome assembly.
AUGCCUAACGGUGGUGGUCAUGACACGCGUUUGACUGGAUUUGCUCAGCGUCCAGGAGAAGGUCGUUUGGGACGUAAAAACGUUUUCGCUCCUCAACUUUUACCAUUUGGUGAUGCGGCUACAUUUGAAGUCACGCUACCAGAAGAUGAUCAUACCACGUCCGCUAGACGAGCUCCUAGAGCUUUCAGAAUUAAAAUGAAAAGAGCUGGUGAAAUCAUUCUGAGCGAACUGCAUCAAUUCCUUGAAGGCCAAGGCGUACUCUCCCCGAACUGUUUGGCUGCAAUCAUGGCUCUUGACGUGCUUAUUCGUCACCUUCCAUCAAUGAAAAAUAUUACCGUUGGCCGUUCGUUUUUUACAAGGCAAGGGACCACGGCUCUGACCGGAGGUGUCGAAGUUUGGCAGGGCUAUUAUCAAUCAGCUCGUCCCACAAAAGGGAAAAUGUUGAUUAACGUUGAUUUGAGUGCGACCGCCUUCUACGAAGCAGGUUCAUUGGUAACCAUGGUUGUAAAAAUAUUAGGACGCCGUUCCGUUGACGAUCUCCACAGAGGAAUAACAGAUAAAGAUCGCUUCAAAUUAGAAAAAGCUUUAAAGAACUUAAAGAUUAGAGUUACUCAUCGAGGCGAAGAGACAUCUAAACGUCGUUUUAAGAUAAAUAAGAUCACACUCACCCCCGCAAAUCAGACCAGAUUCGAUAUGGGCGAUGGCCAAACUGUGGAUGUCGCAGCCUACUUUUUUAGAACUUACAACCAUAAAUUAACUUAUCCGCAUCUUCCGUGCAUUGUUGUGAAAAAAGACGUUUUUCUCCCUUUGGAAGUUUGUGAAGUCAUUGAGGGUCAACGUUAUAUCCGCAAGCUCAGUGAAAAACAAACCGCCGAUAUGAUUAGAUUUACUUGUCAGCCACCUCAUAUGCGUGCUAAUAGAAUUAAGCAAGGUAUCGAAAUUCUUAACUAUCGCGGUAACGAAUAUCUCCAACAAUUUGGUGUGACCGUUUCCAAUGAUAUGAUUAUGGCACCUGCACGUGUUAUUCCUACUCCCACGCUUCAAUACCAUCCUUCUUCCCGUGAAGCGAUAAUCGUUCCACGUGAAGGUUCUUGGAAUUUGAAAGAUAAAAAAGUUGCCCAAGGAGCUACGCUUGGUUCAUGGUCGGUAAUCACCUUCGGAACUGAUCAUGAAUUUCCUCUUCAAUCUGUUCAAGCAUUUUUACGUGAACUAAUUCUCACAUGUCAAGAUAAUGGAAUGGUAUGUGACGUGGAAUCCGCUCUUAAAACGGCAUGGCUUCGCGCUGGUAACGCAGCUAAGGCACAACCACAACUUAUUGUAUGUAUUCUUCCGAACACUGGAGUCCCUCUGUACGCGGAGAUAAAGCGUGUUACCGAUACCGUGAUCGGAAUCGCCAGCCAAUGUAUACAAAGUCGACACAUGAUGCAAGCUAAGAAGCAAUAUUGCGCGAAUGUUUGCCUUAAAAUUAAUGUCAAGCUCGGCGGUAUGAACGUUUUUAUUAGCCCUACGCAAAUCCCUUUUAUUACCGAUCGUCCGACAAUUCUUAUGGGCGCUGAUAUCUCUCAUCCUUCACCUGGUGAUCGUGCUCGUCCAUCUGUUGCCGCCAUUUGUGCAUCUUUGGAUGCUAAAGCAUCUCGUUACUCUGCAGCAAUUCGUGUUCAGAUGGGACGCACUGAAAUAAUUGCCGAUUUAGCAAAUAUGGUUAAAGACCUGUUAAGAAAUUUUUAUCAAACAUGCGGUAGAAAACCAGAACGAAUUCUCUUUUAUCGAGAUGGUGUCUCUGAAGGGCAGUUUGCUCAGGUUCUCGAAGGAGAAAUAAACGCAGUCAGAGCUGCAUGCUCCUCACUUAAUGAAUCAUAUAAGCCGACCAUUACUUUUGUUGUGGUUCAGAAGCGUCACCACACACGUCUCUUUCCUCUGGACAAAAAAGACGCAGAUAGAACUGGCAAUUGUCUUCCUGGCACAGUGGUUGAAUCAGUGAUCACACAUCCAUUCGAAUUCGAUUUUUAUUUGCAAAGUCAUGCGGGGUUGCAAGGAACAUCACGUCCAACUCAUUACCACGUUUUAUAUGAUGAAAAUAGAUUCACCACUGACGGCCUUCAGGCGUUAUCUUAUAACUUGUGUUAUAUCUACGCACGUUGCACUCGAGCUGUAUCUUUAGUUCCGCCAGUCUAUUACGCGCAUAUCGUUUGCAGGCGUGCAAGAUUCCAUUCCCGUGGUGAACAAUGGAGCGAUACUGAAUCUAUGGAAGAACUUCCGGGGCAAGUCUCUACUUUUGGUGUUGUAAAACCUGAAUUGGUUAGAACCAUGUACUUUAUGUAG